This is a messenger RNA of Caenorhabditis elegans, 1984 nucleotides long. RefSeq names its product Fidgetin-like protein 1 (gene figl-1). The record is from RefSeq and is marked reviewed. Lineage: Eukaryota; Metazoa; Nematoda; Chromadorea; Rhabditida; Rhabditidae. Gene Ontology annotation, cellular component: nucleus. The transcript has 4 exons. Bases 4 to 1788 code for a protein of 594 amino acids. Gene Ontology annotation, molecular function: ATP binding; ATP hydrolysis activity.
AUUAUGUAUUCUCCAAAACGGGUAAAACUCAAUGUGACCAGUGGAAUGAGAAAACGGCCCGAAACCGGCGAAAAUAACGAUGAUCUUUACCCACCGACGGCUCUUGCUCGCAAUGGGAUUAGUCCGUAUUUUAUCGGAAAACCCCGUCGAAAAAUAGUCGUGGAGACACCUUCGGAUUCAGCUCAGCAGCAGCCUCCAUUCAAAUCUCGUUCUCAACAAAAUGGUCUGGAUGACGAGCUAGACGGGAUAAUAAUUGAUGAAGACGAAGAUAGAACCGUUGAUGUGUCGUUUUCACAAAAACAAGACACCCGGAAGCUCAAAAGUCGACCGUUUCUUGGCGAGAAAAGCAGCUUCAAACUUGGCGAAAUUCCGAAACCAAAGGAGGAAAAACGCCGAGAAGAGCCGUUCACAAUGCGAGGCUUCGAUUUUGGAAGCGACGAUAAAGUGACGAAAAUCAGAGACAAAAUCUGCGAUAUAGUGGAUCCUACAAAUGCUAGAAGAACUGAUCCGAAUUUUAUUCGGCAAAUGCAUGAAAAUACGCUGAAAGGCAUCGAGGUGGCUUCAAAUCCGCACUUUAAGAAGACCAGAGCACCUACGAAAAACCGAGCAGCUAUCCAAAAUACCCUCGGAACCCUCUAUCCAUCAUUUACGACUGCAGCCGGCCAGGAUCCACAGAAUAGCAAGUUCCAAGUGCCUCUGGAUCGUCAAUCCAGUUCCCAAUCGAUUGGAAGCUUGGCAGGGAUACCACCGGCCAGAAGAGCACCGGAUAUCCCGAAACGAUGCUCCAAUCCGCUCAUCAGAAAGGCGAUGGGAAUGGAUACGGAAGGAGGUGGAAAAGAUGAAAAAAUGAGUGGAUUGAGAGCUGAGCCAACGCUAAAGCACUUUGAUGAAAAUAUCAUUUCAUUGAUUGAAUCGGAAAUUAUGUCUGUGAACAAUGAGAUCGGAUGGGCUGAUGUUGCUGGAUUGGAAGGAGCGAAAAAAGCAUUACGGGAGAUUGUUGUACUGCCAUUUAAAAGACCUGACGUCUUCACCGGAAUCCGUGCUCCACCGAAAGGUGUUCUUCUAUUCGGACCACCAGGAACCGGAAAAACAAUGAUCGGGAGAUGUGUCGCUUCCCAGUGCAAAGCCACUUUCUUCAAUAUUUCAGCAUCGUCGUUAACCUCAAAAUGGGUUGGAGAAGGUGAAAAGCUUGUUCGUGCUCUGUUCUCAGUUGCUCGUCUGAAACUUCCGAGUGUUAUCUUCAUCGAUGAGAUCGACUCGUUACUAUCAUCCCGGUCGGAAUCGGAACACGAAUCUUCACGGCGCAUCAAGACAGAGUUCCUGGUACAGUUGGAUGGUGUGAAUACGGCUCCAGAUGAACGGCUUCUUGUAUUGGGUGCCACAAAUCGGCCACAAGAGUUGGAUGAAGCUGCUCGUCGACGCUUCCAGAAGCGACUGUACAUUGCGCUUCCGGAGCCAGAGUCGCGCACACAAAUUGUGCAGAAUCUACUUGUAGGCACGCGUCAUGAUAUCACAAAUCAUAAUUUGGAGCGGAUUAGAGAGCUUACAGACGGCUAUUCUGGAGCUGACAUGAGGCAAUUGUGCACUGAAGCAGCGAUGGGUCCUAUCAGAGACAUUGGAGACGAUAUUGAGACGAUUGAUAAGGAUGAUAUUCGUGCCGUUACUGUAAUGGAUUUCGCCGAAGCAGCUCGUGUCGUUCGGCCAACAGUCGACGAUUCUCAAUUGGAUGCCUACGCGGCUUGGGACAAAAAAUUCGGUUGCCUUCCACCUCCUUCAAUAUCCCGUUGAGACCUUCAGAAUUGAGCUGUCGAAUAUGUGUACUAUAAUUCCAUCCACUUCUUCUAUUUAUUUAUUUUUAUUUUCAUUGAAAUCUUCUCCUGUAUUAUGCAUUCCAUCUCUUUUCUAUAUUAUGAUCUCAAAACGAUCCGUAUUUCAUUGUUUUUUUUUAUAUUUUUUCUGAAAAUUAUUAUAUAUUUUCAAUUUU